GGCGGCGCGACGUCAGGCUCGUGAGGGCUUCACUAGUUGCUUGCCAGCUCUCAGCUGGUAUAGAGCAUUGUGUGUACAGCCGAGGAGUGAGCAGGACCUGCCUCUGUUUGCUCUAUCUGCUGCAGCAGCUCUAGUCCUGACCUCGUAUGGGUCUCUCCCAUAUCCCCCCCUGUGUUUCCAUCCAACAGAACCACAGCACAGGCAGAGCAGAUCUCCACAACAACGGCCUGUGAUACAUCCGCUGGGGAGCAACAUCUCGCGACCUUAAGCAAGAUAACCGGACUCGUUUUCUGCGGACAUGCAGAAGACGAGCAAGUAUGUGCGUGACCAUACUACAUAGGGCCCCGACCGCAUUGUGUGUGCGAGCAGGAGGAGGCUCAUGCCCGCGGUAGUGUGGUCAGGGCCAGCGGAGGAUGAGCCCGGCCGUGGAGGAUCAGGCCCAGGAGGAAAAGGAAAAGCAGCCGACCCAGCAGCAGCAGCAGCAGCUCUACAUGGAGAAAGGGGUGAUGCUCGAGCCCUUCAUACACCAGGUUGGGGGGCAUUCUUGCGUCCUGAGCUUCGGGGAGCAGACCAUCUGCAAGCCCCUCAUCCCCCGAGAGCAUCAGUUCUACAAGAGCCUGCCUGCAGAAAUCAGGGAGUUUACCCCCCAGUACAGAGGUGUGGUGUCGGUGAGCUUCGAGGAGGAUGUUGAAGGGAACCUUUGCCUGUUCGCCUACCCCCUCAUGAGCGACCCAGCAGGAGAACUGGAGAACAAGGACCGCUCUACCGACUGCAAGCACAAGAGCCAACUGAUCAAGUGGGGCAAUAUGGUGAAGUCCUCACUGCUCAUAGACAGCGAAAAUUACACUAAAGAUGGCCGCAGCCACCAAGCACACAAAGACGAGGACAAGAGUGUUCACAAGCUGCAGGAGGAUGUGGGCAUGGCAUGGCUGCCGCAGGCCGAGGUUCUCCACUCCAGUCAGGAGCACUCUCACAGUAACGCUGUCCCGCAGCCCAAACACAACCCCUGGAGUCUCAAGUGUCACCAGCAACACCUACAGAGGAUGAAGGAGAACGCCAAGCACCGCACCCAGCACAAAUUCAUCCUGCUAGAGAACCUGACAUGGAAGCACAGAAUGCCGUGCGUGUUGGACCUGAAGAUGGGCACGCGGCAGCAUGGAGACGAUGCCUCGGAUGAGAAGAAGGAGAUGCAGAUUCGCAAGUGCCAGCAGAGCACUUCAGCCUCAAUAGGAGUCCGUCUAUGUGGCAUGCAGGUGUACCAGUCCGACACAGGCCAGCUGAUUUUCAUGAACAAGUACCACGGCCGUAAGCUGCCCCUGCCUGGCUUCAAAGAGGCUCUGUUCCAGUUCUUCCACAGCGGACAGCGUCUGCAACACGAGCUCCUCUCCCCGGUCCUGCACAGGCUCAGGGAGAUGCAAGCGGUCCUGGAAGCCUGCGAUUCCUACCGCUUCUACUCCAGUUCUCUGCUCAUUAUCUACGAUGGCGCGCCCCACCGUAAACACACACGCCGGCGCUCUAAGGUUCAACACUCUGAUGGAGAAGAUGAUAAUGAGGAAAAUGAGGAGGUGGAGGCUGAACCCGAGUUGGAGGAGGAGGAGGAGGAGGAGAGCGAAGUAGCAGGUGCGCUUGGUUUCCCUUACGGCCCCUCGACGUCUAGUGACAUCAGCAGCAGGUGCUCCAGCAGCAGCAGUGGGAGCUCGGAUGUCAGCCUGGCCCACUCAGACCCCCUCAGCCCCGUUGUGGAUGUGAAGAUGAUAGACUUUGCCCACACCACCUGCAGACAUUUCCCAGAGGAUAGCGUGGUGCACAAGGGCCAGGACAGCGGCUACAUUUUCGGUCUCCAGAACCUGAUCACCAUCAUCUCUGAGCUGGAGAACGACAGCACAGAUCGAAGCCAGGCAUGACACACAAAUUCAGAAACAGAGGGACAAGAACACCCAAAUGUGGAAGGACCGGACCUUUUACUUAUUGUCUCUGUCUGUCUGUCUGUCUGUCUGCCUGCUGCUUUCUCUGAUCCCAGAGCUGCAGGAUCCAGACGAUUAUUGUUAUUAUGUAAAUGUAAUGGUUACACAACUGUUCCUGGUCUCUGUCUCCCCUUCUCCUUCCUCUCUCUUCCCUCCUCUCCUCCCAAUUGGUUGCCCGCUCAUCCUAACUGGUCGAGCCAGAUGGCCGCCCACAUCGAGUCUGGUUCUGCUAUAGGUUUCUUUCAGUUAGAGAGUUUGAGUUUUUUCUCUCCACUGUUGCCAAAGUACUUGCUCAUUGAGCGAGCUGUCGGUUUUCUCUAUAAUUUUUAAGGUCUCAACCUUAAUAUGUUAAGUGCCUUGAGAUAAUGGGUAGUUUGAUCAUGUUAUGAUUUGGAGCUGUUAAAUAUUUUUUAUUGAAUUGACUACAGAGGUGGAGAGAGAUUCCUCCUCUCCUUGUUGUCUCUGUCCUUCGAAGUGACACCUUUCCCGUCGGCGCUUGUUGACGUUCCUGUCGUGCGUGUUGAUCUUCGGAAUAUGACACAUACCUGUGUGUAAAUUAGAGCAGCCGUCUAUAGGACUGAGACAGUGAUUUAACCAUUGUACUCGUUCUGUUUUAACCCUGUCACUGGUAGGAAAAUAGAGUUGGCAGUUUGAAGUCUGAGACAGAAGAAAUGUUUUUGUUAUGUCUUAUUCCAAAGAAAGUUUCAGCGUUUUGCACACACAAACCUGCACAUAAACACAUGCUGCUGAAUGUGUGUUUGUUUGGAACGAGACAGGGCUAUCGGAGAGAGCAGGAGCUGUAUGUGUAGGAGGACAGUCGAUGGGAAGAAAGGUAGUGAGCUCACACUCUGUCAUUCUUCUCGUUUGGCUGUUCCUUUUGCCAUCCUUCCUCCCUGUUCAUCUUCACUCAAAGAGAAUAUAUUCAUAUAGUGAUCAGAGACAGAGGAUAGUUAUUUAUUUAUUCGACAUGUUUCAUAAAAUAAAAUAAAUUUAAAAAAAGAAUGUGGAUGGAGUGUACUACAUUCCAUAUUGAUAUUGUUAUUUGACAUGUUUGGAUACAUCUAUCUUGUAUAUGUCUGUUUUCCACAGGCAGUUGGAGGAGAACAUUAAAGCCUUUGCUUUGUGCUAACGUCAGUGUCUGCUAUAUUUGGAGUUGCUCCUGGACAAGCUCGCCGGGUUAACCAGAGACCCCACGGGUUUCCUGUUUACAUAAAAUUCAAAUGUUGCAGUAAUCAAAUUUCAGGUAAAUAUCCAGGAGGUGAGGUUGUCUCAUCAUUGUCUCCAUGUAUGGUCUCUUUCUGGGAAGCACCGAGCACAAGUGUAUCAUGAAAGAUGGAUUCAUGUCUGAUACCUCGGAAAGUAUGAUGGGACUGCAGCUCAGAAUGAGCCCUGUCCCGUCACCGGCUGGGCAGCAAAGUAACUGGAGCACAAGCCAAGCCUGUGGUGACACCCUGUAAUCCUGUGGAGUGCAGCCAAGACACGGCUCCCCCAAACACACUGUAUCUUUAGAUCUUUCUCCCUCAGUCUAGAAGAAUUUAUUAUGUUAAAAUAGUGAUGGUAGGGAGCGGAGGCGGGGGCUGUUGUGUCAGGAGGUGUGUGACUGCAGCCCAGGCUGCCUCAGCCAGUCCUGGUCAUCUCUAACCAGUCUGAGGCCGACACAGACUGGUUAGAGAGAAGAUGGAGAUGUGUGCGCUGUGAGCAGCAGCAGUAGAACUCAUUCUUGGAGAAUAGCUAUUAAGCAGAAACAGGCUUGUGUCAACAGAGUACACAAGCUGCUACCACUUCAGUGUGUCCCCUCUGUAGAAUGUACUGACUGACAGGCACAUCUCUCUGACACACAGACGAGCAAUCACUCUGAUGCAUGAAAAAGAAAAUGUUGUGUUUUAUUUUUAUUUUUUAAGCCACAGUCUAUUAAGAUGAUACCUACAUGUGUAUUGAAUAAUUCUGAAACUUCUAACAUAUAUUGGUCAGAGUACAUCACGUCAUGACAACCAUGUGCUUGUUUCAGUUAAUGCUUAAAAUAGAGACCUCUUCAAUUUGUCAGGCUCGCUGGGAUUGGACGUGAAUAGCUCGUCCCAUGAGGUCCAACAUACCCAGAUCCAUGCUCCCUAUGACUAAUAGCUGUGUUUUAACUAAGUUAAACAGAUCAAACAACAAACUGGAAAUACUUUGUAUGUUUUUGUAAGUGUACAUUGUGUAUAAUGAAUUAUCUUGAGAUAGUAAAUUACCAAAUAAUAAUAAGA
Pleuronectes platessa (European plaice) is the source of this 4207-nucleotide messenger RNA. RefSeq names its product inositol hexakisphosphate kinase 2. The transcript has 5 exons. Gene Ontology annotation, cellular component: cytoplasm; nucleus. Gene Ontology annotation, biological process: phosphatidylinositol phosphate biosynthetic process; inositol phosphate biosynthetic process. Gene Ontology annotation, molecular function: inositol hexakisphosphate kinase activity. Lineage: Eukaryota; Metazoa; Chordata; Actinopteri; Pleuronectiformes; Pleuronectidae. The coding region runs from base 414 to 1904 and encodes 496 amino acids. The record is from RefSeq and is a predicted model, not a curated record.